Funneliformis caledonium is the source of this 278-nucleotide messenger RNA. The record is from the annotation of a GenBank genome assembly. NCBI's taxonomy places the organism in Eukaryota, Fungi, Glomeromycota, Glomeromycetes, Glomerales, Glomeraceae.
AAAAUUCUCAUCAAGCUAUUUCAGACAAACGGACACCAACCGAUUCAACGAAUAUAGUAGAUCAAGAUGAACCACCAAAGAAGAAACAAAGGCAAACUCGUCGUGAAACUAAACUUGAAGAAAAAGAGCUUUUAGAACCAUUGGUGACUUGUUCUGAAUAUCCAACUAGUGAUCAAAUAAAUCAGGUUGGAGAAGCAUUGGGAAAUGAAUGGGAUAAGAAUCGGAUUAAUCAAUAUAUAUCUUGUUAUAGGUGUAAUAAAAACAAUAACCAUGAAUAA